This is a messenger RNA of Parascedosporium putredinis, 756 nucleotides long. The record is from the annotation of a GenBank genome assembly. Lineage: Eukaryota; Fungi; Ascomycota; Sordariomycetes; Microascales; Microascaceae.
AUGACGAAAGCAUCAGCAGUCAUGGCCUACCUCGCCUGGUUCUCCAUCUCCUUCGGCGCCUUCAUCUUCCAAAUCUUCUGCCAAGACUACUACCAGGACCCCGUCCGGCAGUCCCAGCUCACAGCCGCCUUCCUCGACUGGCACUUCAUGGUACUAAACCCCUGCGCCACCGCCGCCAUCGCGCUCUCCUUCUUCGCGCAGUCGCACACCACGCUGUGGCUCCGAUCCCGCGGCGCGCUGAGCAUCGAAAGCCUCGCCACCCAAGCUAUCGUGUGCGCCGCGCUAGCGGCGUCGUGGUCCAAGCGGCUCGCCCCGACCGAGGACGCGUCCGAGGACCCGCACUGCCGCUUCAUCGCGUGGUACAACACGGGCGGGUGGGCCGUGUUCAACUGCCUACUCUGGAGCGCGGUGCAGGCCUACCUGCUCGUGCUGUCCGUCUUCGCCAUGUGCAUGGGUCCGCGGCGGCGCACGGCCGAGGAAAAGAAGCGCAAGAAGCGGAAUAAGCUGCAGAAGAAGCAGCAGCAAAAGGCCAAGUCGCGCAAGGAUAAGAAGCCGGACGAGACGACUCCGCUCCUGCCGCUGUUUCACUCGUCCGGGGAGAGCAGGCUGAGGAAGAAGAAGAAGAAGACGGAUGGUGGCGGGGAGAGGCGGCGGUUUAGGUCGUUUUUGGCCAAGUUUAAGUGGAGGAAGAAGCAGAAGAAGAGGAAGGCGGCGAGUCGGUGGAGGAGAGUGCUUGGGAGGGAGAGUAGUGUGUAA